AUGGUGCGGACGAAGGCGGAGUGCGGCGGGGCUUACCGCAAAGUGCUGGCCGCCCGGGCUCCCCGGAAGGUGCUGGGCUCCAGCAGCAUCAACGCGGGACCGUCGGCGGUGGCCAAGAGAGGCGAGGGCCGCCGUGUCGGGGGGAACCCGGUGUGCGUGAGGCCCGUCCCCGCCUGGCAGAGGGGCAUCGGCGAGUUCCUGCAGCUGCCGCAGAAGGAGAACCGGGCGCCCGGCGGAGAGGCGGCGGGGAGCAGCGGCCCGGGGCCGGCCGCCAAAAAGUAG
Molecule: messenger RNA, 282 nt
Organism: Haliaeetus leucocephalus (bald eagle)
Lineage: Eukaryota; Metazoa; Chordata; Aves; Accipitriformes; Accipitridae
Gene: PCLAF
Product: KIAA0101 ortholog
Exons: 3
Coding region: 1-282 (93 amino acids)
Biological process (GO): regulation of cell cycle; translesion synthesis
Cellular component (GO): nucleus
Molecular function (GO): chromatin binding
Source: RefSeq, a predicted model, not a curated record